This is a messenger RNA of Mixia osmundae IAM 14324, 460 nucleotides long. RefSeq lists its product as uncharacterized. The transcript has a single exon. Lineage: Eukaryota; Fungi; Basidiomycota; Mixiomycetes; Mixiales; Mixiaceae. The record is from RefSeq and is a predicted model, not a curated record. Bases 134 to 298 code for a protein of 54 amino acids.
GCUUUUAUAAUGUCACCAGACGCGACGAGUGCAAGAAUGCUUGGACUGUCAAUAUUGUUCACCUCAAAUAGGCCCAGGCAAAGCGCGCCACCUAGAAAUGUGAUCCGCAAGCCCAAAGGAGGCGUGCACGCAUAUGCACUAUCUAAAACAAGCGCAUCCCGAUGCCAUGAGCUAUGUGGGAUAUCUGCAGACCCCCGGAACAGAAUGCGACCAGCGCUACACCCUCGUGCGAGCACACGAGUACGCUGAUAGCACGCAAAAUCUGUCACCAGGACAUCAUUUCGCACGUAAAAUGUAAAUUUCCACAGUUCCUAGCGGUCAUCUGCACCAGUGCAACGAAGUGACGCAAAGCCGACUAGCUCUAUGAGAUUUUCCAGACUCUUUGCCGAGCGCGGCGCGGACUGCGAAAGGAAGUACAUGUACGCUUUGUAUGCGUGUCAUGCAUGCUAUGAGCCAUACU